Penaeus chinensis is the source of this 858-nucleotide messenger RNA. Its product is annotated as vegetative cell wall protein gp1-like. The record is from RefSeq and is a predicted model, not a curated record. Bases 1 to 858 code for a protein of 285 amino acids. The transcript has a single exon. Lineage: Eukaryota; Metazoa; Arthropoda; Malacostraca; Decapoda; Penaeidae.
AUGCCCCCCCCCCCCAGCCCCAAAAUCGAGGCACUUUCAGCUGUGGCAUCUCCAGCUAUGGCACCUCCAGCUGUGGCAUGUCCAGCUAUGGCACCUCCAGCUGUGGCAUCUCCAGCUAUGGCACCUCCAGCUGUGGCAUCUCCAGCUGUGGCAUCUCCAGCUAUGGCACCUCCAGCUGUGGCAUCUCCAGCUAUGGCACCCCCAGCUGUGGCAUCUCCAGCUGUGGCAUCUCCAGCUAUGGCACCUCCAGCUGUGGCAUCUCCAGCUAUGGCACCUCCAGCUGUGGCAUCUCCAGCUAUGGCACCUCCAGCUGUGGCAUCUCCAGCUGUGGCAUCUCCAGCUAUGGCACCUCCAGCUGUGGCAUCUCCAGCUAUGGCACCUCCAGCUGUGGCAUCUCCAGCUGUGGCACCUCCAGCUGUGGCACCUCCAGCUGUGGCAUCUCCAGCUGUGGCAUCUCCAGCUAUGGCACCUCCAGCUGUGGCAUCUCCAGCUAUGGCACCUCCAGCUAUGGCAUCUCCAGCUAUGGCACCUCCAGCUGUGGCAUCUCCAGCUAUGGCACCUCCAGCUGUGGCAUCUCCAGCUAUGGCACCUCCAGCUGUGGCAUCUCCAGCUAUGGCACCUCCAGCUGUGGCAUCUCCAGCUAUGGCACCUCCAGCUGUGGCAUCUCCAGCUAUGGCACCUCCAGCUGUGGCAUCUCCAGCUAUGGCACCUCCAGCUGUGGCAUCUCCAGCUAUGGCACCUCCAGCUGUGGCAUCUCCAGCUAUGGCACCUCCAGCUGUGGCAUCUCCAGCUGUGGCACCUCCAGCUGUGGCAUCUCCAGCUGUGGCACCCUCCCUCCCUCCCCGCCUCCUUCAGUAG